This is a messenger RNA of Effrenium voratum, 2572 nucleotides long. NCBI's taxonomy places the organism in Eukaryota, Dinophyceae, Suessiales, Symbiodiniaceae. The record is from the annotation of a GenBank genome assembly.
CAAGUCUCGGCUCAAGCGAGUCGGAGAUGUUGAUCAAGCGACCUGUUUGUUUGCCAAAGAUGAUUCACUUUCUGCCGCUGCUGGUGGUGCAUGGCUUUGCUUACCGCAUUCAGACCACGGUCCUAAAGGACGACAUCGACGUGAAGCUUUGGACCUGGAAUUCUGGCAAGGAAGACCUGCAGCAAGAGGCAAAUAGACUCGCUCAGACGGAUGCCGACUUCAUCGUAACCUGCCAGACGGAGGCCUAUACUCAGAUCAAGAAGUACAUGCCCGACGAGUGGCAGCUAGUGGCUCAUGGGGAGCACUGGGGCGCCGCCGGUGGGACCAUCAAUGCGCAGAUUGCCAGCGUGCUCAUUCGUAAGCCGCUGGAUGGCACCAGCAUCGUGGGCAACGAAUCGGUGAAGGUGGUGAAAACUCCUUGGAAGAGUGACCUGGGCGGCACCUCGCACAUCCGCCGGGUGGAGAACGGCGAGACGACUUUGCUGCUCAAGGCCACCACGCAAGUGUCCGCCACUGACUACAAGGGAAAGGGCGGCGUGUCCAUUGCGUUGGAGUGGCCAGAAAGAGAAAACCGCCCGGCCAUGCGGGUGGACUUUGUGUGCGCCCACCUGGAUAGUGAGACCGUCCAGGCGCGGCACUACGGCAUCGCGGAGAUGCUGUCGCGCGUGAGUAGCUAUGACCAGAAGGUCAGCGUGAAGAUGAGGAAGGAUGCGGUUGGAAAGUCAGGCGAGAUCCGCCAGCCCUGUGGCAUUUUCGACCGCGACGAUGCCGCCUGCAACGUGUCGGCGCUGCCGGCGCAUCAUCUCAGCCGCCCUCCCACUGCCGUGGUCGUCAUGGGGGACCUGAACUACCGGCUGGCGGCCAGCGGUAUCGAGAACUUCACCGAGGACAAGCUGGUCUUUGUGGGUGCCCGCAAAGACCUCUCCGGCAACGACCGACUGGUGAAAGGUACCGAGCUGGCGGAUAUCUUGGUAAAAGACGUGUCGGAGGGCGGUUUCGGCUUCCAGUGCAACAUGCCUUUCGAACUCUACCCUCCCACCUAUAAGCGGAGCGGUGGUGAGGCGUGCAAGAGGCUGGGCGAGGCGCUGCAGCACUGUGGCACGGGAGCUGAUAAUCCCUGCAACGACUCUGUGGUGGAACUUGCUGCGAGCUGCUACGUGCGCAAGGACAAGAAUGACAUGGUGCAGUGGCCCACGAAGAAGGAUGACUUGCAGUUGGGCUGGCUGGAUCGCUUUUGCUUUCGGACGACAGGGCCAGAUCAGGGCCUGCACGUGGGCCUCAAGGACGAGGAAGGUUGGACGGACUAUCCGGGCCCGGCGCAGACUGGGGGAUCCGACCACAUGCCGGUGGCCGCGACUCUUCUGCUCACCUACGACAGCUGCAAGUGCUCCGACAUUCCUCCGCACAUGACGGUGGCCGGCUGUGAGGCAAACUCCAACCAGGCCUGGCUGCCCGGGCAAAAGACCACCGUGACCUGUGCAGCGGGCCACGUGAUGAAAGCUGGGUUAAGUGCCAUGUGGCACAAGUUCCGGGAGCACUCUUCGGCGGAGUUGACUUGUAGCAGAGGAGGGAUUCUGCGCACGUCAACGAGGAGGUCCCUGAACAAGCUCGAGUGUAUUCAGGCCUGCACUGUGCCCUACCGGAACCCCGACUCCGCCGCAGAGCUGAUUCCCAGCGCGGCCGUGGCGGUGCCGGGGGAGGUUGUGACGCUGGAAUGCCCACCUGGGACCUACAUCUUGGGGGUCUCCACCCUGCACUGCCGCGACGCAAAGUUUGUGCCGGAGUUCCUGGGCAGGCCGCCCACAUGUGUCAACGUGUGCCAUGUGGGCGCCAUCAGCGGGCGCGUGUGGAUGCACCAGCACGAGAUGGCAUCAGCGGAGCUCGCCACAGGCCCGUACCGCCGUCAGAUCGAAACGGAGUUAAACAGCAACCGCAAGGUGAUGCUGGAGGGAGGGCGCAUGCAGUUUGCCUGCCGCGAGCAUUGCCUGACCGUGGGGAACGCCGAAGUGUCCUGCCAGGGGGGCCUUCAGUCGGAGCGCUUCUUCUGCGGCUGCCAAGUGGGCCUCAAGCUCGCGGGCAUCGAGUUCGACGACACGUUGAAGGACGACGUCGAGUACGUGAAGCUGCAGUACUACCGGGGGCAUCACAUGGAGGAGCAGCUGCGGCAGCUCCGCAGGAACAAGGGCUAUGAGCACGCGGAGAAGUUCAAGCCUGAGGAACUGGCCAGCUCUGCCAUGAGCGAGUUCGUGGCCGAACAGCCUGCGCAAGUAGAAGUGCACCUCACACUUUGCGCCAAAAGUGGCAAGUCCCGGGGCUACUGGUCGCACUGCGGGGUCAUCGGCCAGACCUCCGCGGAAAGCGGCCAGAAUCUGCAGCAGCUACUGAAAAAUGCCGUAGAGCCGACUGGCACAGUUGACGCCAAGGUCCGCGUGGAACACAACGGCCACGAGAGAGUGGUGACAUUGCGCUACAUCUACAACAUGACGAGAUACGACGUGGACGUGUCAUCUGAAUAGAAAGGCAGUGAUCCGCUGGCAGCGGAUUAGAUGUGGGACACCUCCGCUUUGUGCCA